This is a messenger RNA of Talaromyces proteolyticus, 1845 nucleotides long. RefSeq names its product putative stress response transcription factor SrrA/Skn7. The transcript has 6 exons. NCBI's taxonomy places the organism in Eukaryota, Fungi, Ascomycota, Eurotiomycetes, Eurotiales, Trichocomaceae. The coding region runs from base 1 to 1845 and encodes 614 amino acids. The record is from RefSeq and is a predicted model, not a curated record. Gene Ontology annotation, biological process: phosphorelay signal transduction system; regulation of DNA-templated transcription. Gene Ontology annotation, molecular function: sequence-specific DNA binding; DNA-binding transcription factor activity; phosphorelay response regulator activity.
AUGGACGUCCAGUCUUCCAAUGCCAGCGGCGCUGGUAACUCCAGUGACUUUGUGCGUGAUCAUCUAAUGUUGGAAGACCCGUCAUACUCGGAGAUUGUUCGAUGGGGCGAUGAAAAUGACAGCUUUGUCGUGUUAGAGUGCGAGAAGUUCACAAAAUCCAUUCUUCCUAAACACUUCAAGCACAGCAACUUUGCCAGUUUUGUUCGCCAGUUGAAUAAAUAUGAUUUUCACAAGGUCCGCCAGAACAACGAGGAAACCGGCCAGUCGCCCUAUGGGCCGAAUGCUUGGGAGUUUAAGCACCCUGAAUUCAAGGCUAACAAUAAGGACUCGUUGGAUAAUAUUCGAAGGAAAGCGCCAGCGCCGCGUAAAGCCGCCCAGAUGACCGAGGAAGCUAUUCCAUCCCAACAAUUCGAUUUGAUGAACUCUCAGAUCAUCGCCCAACAACAGCAAAUCCAGCAACUGACUGAUCGCAAUGCACAAUUAACCGUCGAUUCGCAGGUGCUUCUACAAGAAGUGAUGCGUACGCAAAAAACAGUUGUACAACACGAAUGCGUCAUCCACCAGUUUAUGAAUUACUUGAUCACAGUUGAUGCUCGGCACCGUCGCGAGAGUCGUGCGAACGGCACCUUUACCAGCCAAGAUGGUGUCAACCCCGUUCCAGUCGACGAUAUUCCUGCAUCGCCAUUACAGACAGCAUCGAAGAUUCUGAACGACAUGAAUUCACAGAUGCAUACGAAUCUUGGACAUAUGGAACCUUUGAAUGAUCCUGCUAAGCCAGUGAUUUCUACACCUCCAUUAGCUGCCACAGCACGCAACGGAGUCAUCCGCGCACCAAACUCGGCCGGAUCCAGUGCGUCGAUCGCCUAUCCAAAGAUGAACGGAGAAUUGGAGACUGUCGUCUAUCCUGUAGGAACAACCAAUGGUAUUGACCCGAUGUACAGUGAACACGUGAACAACAUUCCAUAUUCUAUUCCGCCACCAAAGGAAUUAGCCGUCGACACUGGUGAGGCGCGAAGACAACAAUUCUCGGAUAACCGAAAGAAGAGCGCACUCGUUAAUCCAGGAUGGAUCAGACAGCCAAACAUCUUACUUGUUGAGGACGAUGAUACAUGUCGACAGAUUGGCGGAAAGUUUUUGGGCUCCUUCCAAUGUCAAAUUGAAUAUGCCUAUGACGGUUUAGAGGCUGUCAACAAAGUUCAAUCAGGCAAAAGCUACGACUUGAUUCUGAUGGAUAUCAUUAUGCCUAAUCUGGACGGCGUAUCUGCCUGCCAUCUCAUCCGUCAAACAGAUCGUACACCGAUUAUUGCGAUGACAUCGAAUAUCCGUAGCGAUGAUAUUCAGCUGUACUUCCAGCACGGUAUGGAUGACGUUUUGCCGAAGCCCUUUACUCGCAAGAGUCUGCUUGAUAUGCUCGAGAAACACUUGGUUCACCUCAAAACCAUUCCCCCAACGAUUGAUGCGGUGUCGGCCACGCCGAUGACCACGCAGACCUCGACGGCGCAGUCGAUCAAAGAAGACAGCUCUCCUGGACAGUCACCGGCGACGCCGAUGAACAACUGGCAAUCGCCGGGCCAACUGCAAGGCAUGUCACCUGUCCAUCUUAAUGUACAACAGGUACCGCAACCGUACAUGCAGCAAAUUCCUCAAGCUCCCACAACAUUUGCGAUCGACCAAAAUGGAGUGCAAUAUGCACCACCCCAAGCGACCAUCAACCAAGCCGCUGCUGUUCGGCCGCCACACCGGCGACAGAUUUCUGAGAUAUCUGGCGUGCAAGAUCCUGCCGCCUAUACCAAACGACAACGGUUAUACCAGAACCCGCAAAUCAUGGGUCAACAGAACGGCUGA